This is a messenger RNA of Dromaius novaehollandiae (emu), 8716 nucleotides long. RefSeq names its product S-antigen visual arrestin (gene SAG). The coding region runs from base 1067 to 2473 and encodes 468 amino acids. Gene Ontology annotation, cellular component: photoreceptor outer segment; photoreceptor inner segment. The transcript has 15 exons. Lineage: Eukaryota; Metazoa; Chordata; Aves; Casuariiformes; Dromaiidae. Gene Ontology annotation, molecular function: G protein-coupled receptor binding. The record is from RefSeq and is a predicted model, not a curated record. Gene Ontology annotation, biological process: G protein-coupled receptor internalization; signal transduction.
AUCUAGGAUUCAGCUGCAUUUGUGGGGUUUGGUGUGGAGGAAGAAAGAGGAUAGUGGUGUUAGCUUCACGCUGGACAUCCAGCAGAUGCAACCUGGUCUUGUCCUGUCUCAGGCGUGCUGCCUACAGACCGAAGUUGAAGGAAGCUUCACCAUGUUAAACAAGUGCCACUAUCCUUGAAAGGGUUGGCGUAUUCUUGGAUGUACUGGAUAAAUUUUUGAACUGAGGAAAUUUUGUAUCUGUGAUAUUUCAGACAUGGUUGAAAAUAGAAGGUUUCUGCUCCUGUAGUACUUUGAGUGCUGCUGUGUUAAAAUUUUAAGCCAAUAAUAGGAGCUGCAAAUUACUGUAGGAAACACAAACUGUCUUUGAAGAUAAUGCUCUGGAUUCUGCUUCAGAGUGAUGAAGCAAAGCCUUCGGCUGUUUUUGCUAUAAUGUACAAAUUUCAUACGUAAUUAAGAGCUUUCACUGACCACCCUCCUCUUUUCAUGAGAAACUCUCUGGCCAGCUUUUGGAAAUAAGAACCAUAGCAAAGAUGAAAAAAUACUAGUUGUAAUUCUGAAGCAUUUCAGAAGACGAGCUCAUUUGUCUUCCGCCUGUUGCUCGAGCAGAAGGUCCUUCUGCAAAGGCACCUGCCCAGAGUCCAGGUGACCUUGGCUCCUGCAGGAAAGUAGAUCGUUACAUGACAAGUCAGCAUGAUGGAAGAUUAUUGGGAGAUUAAGCUAACGUAAUAAAAACUCUGCAGGCUCUGCUGAGGAGGAUCAGAAUGGGUUUAGGAUGUUUAUAGUUUAGGCUGCUGCACUCGUGUUUUUCUAUAACAUGGAUGCAGAUUCUUACACAAAAGGCUUUGUUUUGCCUGUUGAUGCUGUUACAAAGUAGGUUAAUGUUCUUCAACAAACAAACAAGCGUAAUGGCUAGCUAAAACCUUAAGCAUUUUGGAUUAAAAUUCCUUAGGACCAAGGUAUCUGGGAAAUACUAGUGAUAAUCUUAGUCUAAUUUUUUUUGCUAUAGUUCAUUUAAUUAAUUUUAUUGCUCAUUUUCUGCUUCAAACUGCAGAGGUUAAAAGCAAAAAUGAAGGUAUCUACUGUGCCAAGGUGGCUGUUGCAGUGUUUCCUUGCUAAAGCUGGAACUGUCCUGCUAGCAGUUGUGGGGGGACGUCUCCGCUCUCUCCAGGCACAAGGCGCGCUAGAAAGUCUGCGGGACGGAGACGCUGCCUCUAAGCUCUCCUGGAGAUGUUUGCAAGGGCAUUUGUGCCCACAGUGCCCAGCCCUCGGAGGAGCAGCAGGAACCCUCGUGGCAGAAAAGCUUCAUUCGCUCACAGUCGCAGACCCAUCUUUGGCCAUGAGCUGCCCCGAGUCUCAAAAGGCAGCAAGUGAGAGUAAUGCCGAUUCCCCGCAAAAACAAGUUAUCUUCAAGAAAAGCUCCCGUGACAAAGCUCUGACUGUCUACCUGGGAAGGCGCGACUUCAUCGACCACAUAAAGAGUGUGGAUUCUGUCGAUGGUGUUGUAUUGGUGGACCCUGCACUUAUCAAGGAGAAAAAAGUGUACGUGACGCUGACGUGCGCUUUCCGCUACGGCCAGGAAGACAUUGAUGUGAUUGGCCUCACCUUCCGCAGGGACCUCUUCUUCUCUAGGGUCCAGGUGUACCCGCCUGCUGACAAGCCAGGGACGCUCUCCCACUUGCAGGAAUCUCUGUUAAAGAAGCUGGGCAAAAACGCUUACCCCUUUCUUUUUACAUUUCCCGAUUACCUGCCUUGUUCAGUCUGCUUGCAGCCUGCACCUCAUGAUGUUGAUAAGAUCUGUGGAGUGGACUUUGAGGUGAAGGCUUUCUCGACAGAGAAUGUGGAAGAGGACAGGAUUCACAAGAGGAACUCGGCGCGCCUGUUGAUCCGUAAGGUACAGUAUGCGCCGGAAGAGCCAGGACCCCAACCAUGUGCGGAGACCACCUGGCAGUUCUUCAUGUCCGACAAGCCGUUGCACUUGAAAGCGUGCCUCAGUAAAGAGGUGUACUACCAUGGUGAGCCCAUUCCAGUCACUAUCACCGUCACCAACAGCACAGAGAAAACAGUCAAGAAGAUCAAAGUGACAGUGGAGCAGGUCGCCAACGUGGUUUUGUACUCAAGUGACUACUAUACAAAAGUAGUAGCUGCAGAGGAAGCACAGGAGAAGGUGCAGCCAAACAGCAGCCUCACCAAGACGCUGACAAUUCUGCCCUUGCUAGCAAAUAACCGGAAGACCCGGGAAAUAGCCCUGGAUGGAAAGCUAAAGGAUGAAGACACCAACUUGGCUUCUAGUACCGUCCUUAAGGAUGGAAUAGACAGGACGGUGAUGGGGAUUCUGGUUUCCUACAAGGUCAGAGUGACGCUCACUGUCUCAGGCAUGCUGGGAGACUUCACCUCCAGUAAAGUGAGCACAGAGCUGCCAUUUCGUCUCAUGCACCCCAAACCUGAGGAUAAUAACACAGCAGGAAGCCUUUAGAGUCCAGAAGAGGCCAGCAAGGGGACUGCUAUAUUUAUCAACCCCAAGGCACACAUAACAGGGAGAAGGGAUGCUAAGAUGAGAGAAGGUGGAACAGGAUCCUGCUCCUUUUUUCUUUCAUCUGUGGAAUCACAACUGCAAUCGCAGGGCCUCGGGGAAGCAUUGCACAGUUAAAUCUCACAACUACCAUGCAAAAUGUUCUGAAUGCAGCUGUUAACAAUUUCCAGCCAGAUUCCAAGAUAGCAAACAACAGUCUUUCACAGAAAACACCUAAAACACAUGAGCAUUUUAAAAAAACAGAAUACUUUUAAGCAGAGUUAAGAGGUGAAAAAAAAUGUUGGUGGUUUUGGACAAAAAAAGUUGGACAAAUAAAAUUACCGCUAUGCUGAUGUUGCCUUGACCACAGUGUCUAUGGUGUGGUCCUAAUAUUAAGUAUCUGUGUGUAGGUAUCUGAGAGCAAUACCUGUUCAGCGCCAAGUCAGUAAACGGAAGUGUAGGAUCUUUAAAGCUGGCAGGAAUCCAUCCUGAGCCCAAAUUUACCUGAAGCUGCUGUAUCUAAGAACAUGACCACUAGAAAAAGAUGAAGGAGCCUACAAAAUGAGUUAUCCAGAGAUAGGAGCUAUGUUCUGUACUGGAAGCCAGGCAUUAAAAAGGGGUGGCCCUUAGUCUUGGUUGUGUGAAAUUGUUGGAGGAAACAAAUGUGAAUAAUGAGGAGAGAAGACUGAGGGUCCUUUCCCCACUCAUGUUGCUCUGGUUGGGAAUCAGCGUUUGCUAAUUAUGGAGGUGCCAGAGCAGAGAAAGGUAGGUUUCUUCACUGCCCUUUGAGAAUUGCAGCACAGAAAAUUCCCAUUUCCAUGGGGAAAACCUCUGCUGUGAGCUGUGCCAGCAGGGCCUCUCGGCAGAGACCCAGCACGUGCUCAUGGGAGAAGUUUUCUGCACACAUUACACCCCCAUCAGAGCAACGCCAGGAGUCCAUGGACAAAUCUGUCCUCCCUUCCCUUCUUGCCCCCUCUCUGCUGUGGCUGCGGAGGAGACAGCCAUGUCACUGGGGAGCAGCACAGGAUGCCCCACAGCCCGGGGCGGCCUCUAUCCCGCCCCAAGGGAGGGGCAGGUUGGCUCCUCAGUUGGUCCGUAGCCUUGGGAAGGCUGGACCACCUGGGAGAAGCUGCUGCAACACAAACACUUUUGUUAGCGUAGCUGUGUCCAUGUUACGCAUUUCCCUUUCACGCUGCUGGCCUGUAAAGCUGCACCAGCAGAAGGGGGACACUACUGCGCACUUGGUCAUGAUCUCCGGUGUUGACUUGGGGUUGGUAGGAGAGCAGCUUGGCAAGGGUCUUGCCCCCUGCUCUGGCAGUGUGUGCACACUGAAGUGUUUCCCUCAGACUUUCCUGUAGCAGUUCCCCAAGCCCAGGAGGCUGGAAGGGCUGGGGCCAGCACUGGUGUUCCCAGGAAGGUAGCUGGUGAGGGCCAUCUAGUGUCAGUGGGGAGCCUCAUACCGCAGAGGUGGCAGGGCAGCUCCAGGCCCCAAAAUCUGGAGCUUUCAUGGAUUCCGAGGAAAGCUGGAAAACUUCAAACAGGGACCGUCCAAAGACUCAGGCAUCUGUAAGGAAUUUUGUGUGUAUUUUUAGUGUGGUGUGAAUUUUUUUGUCAUGACACUAUGUUUCAGUGUUAACAAUACCCCAACCCCCUUUUUUGCUACCCUUGCCUCAGGCAGAUAAUUCUGGCAGAAGCAAUUGGAAUAUGAAGAAAAAUGGAAGUCAGGCAGCUCUCCCCCCUAAGAUCAUUUCAAAGAAUGGCUGAUAUACUCUCUUUUAUAUAGUGCACUCCGAAGGAUGUGAGCAGAAGACUUCACAAGGGAAAUAGAGAACUGCAGUACUUCACAGAUCACUUCCCCCAACACAUCCUCUUACUAAAGACGCAGCCCACAUAUUGUUUGCAACAUCAAAGUCAUCUAAGAGCUUGCUGUCAGGAGAGAGCUGUGGUUCACGCCUUUUGUACAAACAGAAAUGGCAGGUUUCUUCUAACUUGACAGAAGCCGGGUAGUUUCAGGAGCUAUCCCAUGGGAAAGCCAUACAAACAGUUAAGUUUGGAGAAACAAAUGCUUUCUCUUCAAAAAAGGAAAGUAGAACCCAAAGGCAAAUUCCCCUGAAGCCUGUAGAGCUGAUUUGAAAACUCCUCUGAAGUGUGGUGUCUGAGCUCACUACGGAGAAUAAAACAGCCUCUCAAAUGAAGCUGGUAAACUAAAAAUCUUUCCGGCUGUAUUGGCUGGUAGUUUUCCAUGCUCUGUGUCUAAUCACUCUUCUCGGUUGUGUGUUCAUGCUUUGGAGAUGCACUUUUUAUUCUAUCGGCUUAGUACAUAAACUCUGAGAGAAGAUGUGCUUCAUUAGUGAAAUAACAUCUAAUUUGGAAUCAAGUGAAUCAAGACUUAAUUGCAGAGAUGGAGCUUCAAUAAGCAGUGUUCAGACUCUUAAAGGCCCCACAAGUUAAAAUACUUCUUUUUCCAUUUAUUCGGCAGCCUCGGCAAUGGAUGUAGGCAAGGGUGCAUGGCCAGGGGAUUUUGAGAUCACUCCUUAUCUUCUUUUUCCAUUCCCUUUUGUUUUUACUGAUGAGUCAGUAGUAACAAAUUUGACUGUUGCACUUCCCUGCUUAUUCUACUGCCACUUCGUCUUAAGAUACAGCCAGGAGAAAGAAAAAAACGUCAAAGCGACCAGCUUGUAGAGCCAAAGGUAAAGUGGGCUUAAAAAUAUGCCUGCACAUGAGACAAGGUACCACAUAUUAUGGUUUAUUCCCUGCACUGGGGUAAUCCCCCUUUUCCUUCUCUAGUCAAGGUGAUUUAUGGCAAGAGUAAAUAAAACAUGUUUAGCAUUAGUAUGUUUAAUUGUGCAGAGCUGAUUUGAGUGUAGAGAACCUCAGACAGAAUGGAAGAAAAUGUAAGUGUUUCAGGAACAUGGUUUAAUUUUUGCAGGGCCGUACUGGGGCAAGCGCGAUCCACUGCACUGUGCUUUAUUUCACCACAGAUUGAUUUACCCUUUUUAUAUGCCUGCGAGUGGGAUCGGAAGCGUUCGUCACUCGGAGUGAAAAGCGGGUUUGUCAGAGUGCAUGGCUAUCACAGACCGCUUGCUCUUCCUUUUCUGUUGCUGGAGGAGACAGAGAAGGAACUGCUUGCUACCUUUCCUUUCGCAGGUUUAUUUAUAGCUUCCUUGUCUUGGACUUCUUAUAGACCGACAUUAGCAUGUUUCGUGUGUGCUGGUUUUGCAACUGCUUUUGGACCCAUGUGGUUCGCAGGUGUUUAUUUGUAGGAGAAACAACAGCUCCUGUCACAUUUAUGGUCUGCCUGUUGACAAAAAUGAGUGUCUUUUAAGAUGGAUUCAAAUGGGGCCGCGUCUCUCCAUGCUUCCAAAGCCUUUCCCAUGGGUCAGCAGUUAGCCCAGAAGCUCCUGCUGGGUUUUUCUCCAGGCUGUGCUCUCAGCGUGAGUUCUGGUUGGGGGGUUUCCUGCCCUUCUGCUGAUGUUUUACAGUGUGGGGGCCUUUGUCUUGGACCCUGGCCUUUGUUUUGGCUGUUAGUCUACAAAUGGUCAUUUAUCUGCUCCCGUGUUAAACGUGCAGGAAAGGGCUGGUUUCAAGGAACUCCCCAAUGCUGUGUCCCUUUAACACGAACACUAUACCUGCCUUGUGUUGAUAUUGUAACUUUUUGAAAUUAGUGAAUUUUUAAGAGACUUGAUUGUCUUGGAAAAAUAACACAGCCUACUCUUUGGUUUUUUCCAUAAAGUUAGAAGAGGUUAAAAGCAAGCUUUUAAUGAAAUUACCAUAUGUCACAACUUUAAUUAUAUGGAAUCAUUUCUGCGGCUGCAUAAUAAAAGCUUAUAGAAAACCUUCCGCAAAGAGGAUGAUGACAUUCUGGAGCCUCAUCUGUGCCCCCUCCCAUCCCAACCCUCAAAGCAAUUGCUGAGAUGCCAGUUUAAAAAAGCAAAAACAAAAAGCCUACCCAUUUUCAGGUCCCUGAGACUUUUUCAAUGUUAUAACGUUAAAUAAGCCACAGGACAGCAAGAGAACAAUGUGGAGUGGGCUCAGCUCCUGCUAGGGUUUAUUAAACUUCCAUUUAACAAGCCUACGGGAGGUAGUAUAGCAGCCUCAAGUCCUUGCACCUUUUAAUGUAAUCUUACCUCUGAGGUAUAUGACAGGCUUUACUGCAUCUACCACAGUAUCUACCUAGGUAUUGAUUCAUUAAGUAUUCAUCUGACAAAAUGGUAUAUGCCUAACUGCAACAAUACCUCUUUUUCCCUGAACUGAUUCUGUAAAAUCAACUUCAAACUGCAUUGGUGGUUAUCACUCAGCUUCGCCCACAUCACUGAUGUCACUGUUCCCAUAGUAAUGAAUGUACUUCAAAGAGAGGGAAGAGAGCAGACUAUUUAAAGAACAAAAAUUGGAGGAAAAAUAAGAUGAGAAUAAGAUGAGAACAAUGCUUCACGUGUUGGAAAUUUUAAGAGCUGCAUUCUAAAUAUUUCAUUUCAAAUUCGUUUCAAUCAAGCAUGGACGCCCUCAGACUGAAUUUCCAGACUUCACUUCAGCCUCCGUGAGCAGAGGAAGCUAUCCGAGUCUGGGUAGACACCACCAUGAAUGCCUUUACAAGGUCCAUUUGAGACAUUUUGGCUAUGGAGUGCCCCAUUAGACACACUUUUAAGGCUCAUUUUUCCAGCAGUGCUAGUCACCACUUGUUCGCCUUGAUGUCAAUGAGCUGUGGGUGGGAAUUCUCCAGCUAGCGAGUUUCCAGUCACUGAAGCAUCCCAAAUCCCUGCUGACUUCUGUAGAAUCAUGGCCUAGUUGCAGUUUGUUCCCUGAUUUAAAUUCAUGAGAAAUAAGACAGUGAAGCAACUGUUACUUGAUAAGCUAAAGUAACUAUGAAAGCCAAACAAUCCCUGCCCCCAUUUCACAACUGCAAUACCAUCUGUUCUGCUUAUUUUGGGCUGCACUGAGACACCUUCCCAGGAAUCCUGCUAGCAAGCCUGAACACCGCUUCAUUGCAGUGCGCUUAGCAAAGAUCCCGCUAGGGAAACACACGUACCGAAGGUCUCAGGAUAACACCUCAGCAAGGGUGAAAUCAGGAGUAUUGCCUCCCGUAUGCAUAAGGUGUCCGAGGAGAGCCUUCCUAGCCCUUUCUGUGUUCUGACCUCUUUUUGAUUUCAAUACCUUCGUGCUUAUUGAACAUGAGUGUCGUCUUCUGAUCAACUGGCUACUUAAAGCACAGUGACAGAUCAAUUAAAAGCAACAUUAUGUCACGCAAGCGCUGUCAUCUCUGAAUAGCAGUGUGUGCACAGAUGUCUCUCACAGCUGCAGCUGCCAGCAGCCUAAACUGCAUCUGUCCUUGUUUCUCAGCCCUUCUGAUGUCUUGGGUGAUGUUGCUAGAGUGCUUUUCCGAUAGGGAGAUUGAGUUUUGCUUUAUCAGGUGCAUGUUAAGUUUUCCUGGAAUUCUCCCUGUAUUGCUGCAAAUCCUGCUACUUGUCACUGAAGCUGUUUUAUCUCCUCACUUUAUAAAUAUUCUGCUGUUCUUAGCAUCACUGUUCUAACUAUUCAUUGUGUCUUUUUUCCUCCUUUACUGCCUCUUGAUAAUUGCAGGGAAGGACUGGUAAGUUUCUUUUAAUAGUAUUUUACGUUUUGGCUGCAAUCAGAGUUGGUUCUCUUUGGAAAUUCCCCAAAUUUGUCCAGAAGUCCCCAGGGCUCCCAGAGUAUGAACGUAAAUCCAAAGUAAGUUACUGUGGUUUGACAAAUUACUGCUAUCAGUUGAAGGGCAGUGACUGACCAUGUGAAACUAGUUUAAGUGAGCUUGUUUUGCUUCCCAAUUGCAGAGAAUCAGCUGAUGCUCUAUAGCUCUCUAAUUUUCAGGAACUCAGUUUGUUCAAGCGUGUGCUCAUGUUUUAGUACAGAAGAAAUAAGGAUGGAAGGUUUCCCAUUUUAAUCCUAGACAAAGACCCUUUCAAGCUAUUUCUGGCUAUUCAGCUAACUGACAGAUACUCAGCUGGGAUGGGCAUGAUGCACUACCGAUAAAAACCUCCUCAGUUUGUGUCCUGACUUGUUCAAUCAAAUGCUGUUCAUGCUAGCUAGGACAACGCUGAUCAAGAUAGUCUGUGGGACUUGGAUCCAAACCGCUCUGAAGACAAAGAAAACAAUACCAGAGUAUGCUCCUGGCUUUUCUUCUUCGUCCUACAUGCUGCCUUUGGUCUGAUAGUAUUAAAAAAUUGCUGGAAA